GAAGGAGAAAUCGAAAUUGAUGACUCAAAAUUAUUAAAAAUUUGGAAAUAUACUUGCCCUAGCAAAGAUGAAUUUAUUACAACUUUAUGUGACUUCAAUGAAGCACUUUAUGAAGUUACAUUGGAAUUAUUCAUUUAUCCGUUUGAUCAACCUUUAAUAAAUCUUGAAAAAAAUAAACAUACUGAAUGGGAGUUUUAUGAUGAAAAACAA
Molecule: messenger RNA, 210 nt
Organism: Dentiscutata erythropus
Lineage: Eukaryota; Fungi; Glomeromycota; Glomeromycetes; Diversisporales; Gigasporaceae
Source: the annotation of a GenBank genome assembly